Molecule: messenger RNA, 535 nt
Organism: Parathielavia appendiculata
Lineage: Eukaryota; Fungi; Ascomycota; Sordariomycetes; Sordariales; Chaetomiaceae
Exons: 1
Coding region: 62-391 (109 amino acids)
Source: RefSeq, a predicted model, not a curated record
CUUAGAAACCAUUCAUAGGCGGGCGCCCCCAGCAGGCGUUUUAUAACUACCGCUCGUCGUUAUGCUUACUGUGUCAAGUGCUGUCGUGAAGGACGGUAUGAUCUUAUCCUCGGGGCCCGCGAUGGAAGAAGCAAUGCUACUUGUCAUGACCGCCGGAACUCCUGUAACACUUGUGGAUGGAUACGGUACCCUGAUUUGGUGUCUUGAGAGUUCUGUGAGAGUGCGGUCCAAGUUCUGUUCCCGUCCCGGGAUAAAGUCCGCGGCGAGUGCUCGCGACCGGCACGCGGGGAACGCAAGCGACUGUCUGAGCAGCCAGAAGUCCUGGGCCCAGUGCGUUGGGUCAAUGACAACGGGGUUACGGAGAAGGGAUUCGCAUCUUAACGUUAUUUGAUGGCCAGACCGGACCGGGGUCCGUCUGUAAUGCACGAAUGAGCGAGGUGAAGAGAGAACUGCGGAGGAGGGAGGAGACCACAAGGCGUCAACAAGGCAACUACUCUGAUCUGCUUGGCCGUGACUUUUUGCGGGUCUUGAGGUG